CGCUUGAAAGGCAUGGCGGUGCUCUACGCGUCGUGAAGUCUAUUUUUGUGCAUUCCGAGCGCCUUUAGUUUUUUCGAGCUCAAUUAACCGUUGGAAUAGAGAGACUGUAAAUAUAACUGGGUCUCUUUCUCCUGCGUUUGCAGUCGUGCCUUUUUAUUGCGUUUUUGUCGGUUGUCGACGCGUGCGUUACUUUAGUUCUCUCUUAUUUUCGGAUGCAGCUAGUCGACUGAGCCUCAGAACGUUAGGAUUUGCGUAACUGUUCUGAUAGACACCUCCGCGAGACAGCGUUUUACCCGCCACAAAAGCGGCGUUGUGCACUGCCGUUAUCUUUUUCCCCGAGCUGUGAUGGAAACCGAAGUACAAAGAACGGACGAGCUCCUCGUCACCGAAGAAGAACCGCGAGAUGCAAAGACGGUCGUUCCUAAUUUGGACGCAAGCCCAGAGGAUUUGGUGAAGCAGCAGGAAGACACUGCCGCUGAUGACAGCUGCCUAGCUGGGUGCGUUGCAGUGCCUACAGAAGCCGAAGUCGUAGCCAAUGGAGAGGUUUACCCUCCUUGCCCGGACUUACCUGCUGCAGAGGUCUCCGACACUACGGAGUCCCCUGUGGCUGAAGAGAGACCAGAGUCUCCCGUUCCUGAAAAGAAAGCAGAACCGCCUAUUGUGUUCCAGAGGGACCCCGAAGUAAUCAAGCUUAUGAACUCAUUUGGUGGCAAGGCGAAGGAGAUGAAAGCUGCCGUAAUGGAGACGCUGAACACCAGGCUGGCUUCUGGAGACAGCUCGAAUGGGGCCGCUGUGCCGUCGUUUGAGGACGAGGCAGCCAAAAAACUAAGUUUGCUCAAACAGGUCAUUCAGAAGAAUGCAGUGGAAGCCGCCCAGACAUCCAAGUCCGUCGAUCAGGCGGGCACUCCUCCGUCCUCUUCGUCCCCCGUCCCACGAAAAGAACCGUGUGUCACAGCCGCGCGCAAAAGUCCGUCCCCGAUGCCAGAGACAGUGCGGUCCGAGAAGUCGCCGUCUCCUUCCACGGGAUCACCCAAGUGUUGCACCCCGCCCGAGAGCGUUGUCCAUUGCGACAAGAAGGUGGCACAGCCGGCAGCAACCACCGACAAUCCUGUGAGUGGUAACCAGGCGAGGAGCCCGUGCUGUGGCGGCAUGAGACGAUCUCCACUCCGCAAGCUCGGUGCUCAGGAGGCCAACAGCACGGCUGCCGCAAAACGGAAAGGGGAGCGUGCCGUUGAGAAUGUGUUGAAAAUCCUGGAGCCCCACGAGACGGCUGAGGAGAAGCUCGGCGCCCUGUUCCAGCACUACCUGGGCUUCCAGGAAGGCACGUGGCAGCUGCAGGCAGCUGUGCAGAAGGCCGAGCGGCAGGUGCGGCAAUUGUCGAGAGAGAAGGAGCAGCUACAGUCCGACUGCAAUCGGGCCCUGCUGGCAAAGAGCAAGCUGGAAAGCCUUUGCCGCGAACUACAGAAGCAGGCCCGGGCAGUCAAGGACGAGUGCAUGAUGCGCAUUCGGGAUGAGGAGGAGAAGCGCCGAGAAGUGGCCUCCAAGUUCCAGACGACGCUGAUGGACAUCACAGCCGUGCUGGAGGAAAACCAGGCGCGCAGUGUGCAGCUGCGCGAGGAGAACUUCCAACUGGCACAGAGGCUGAAGGGCGUCAUCGACCACUACGACCUCUGGGAGAAGAACAUAGAUGCCGUUCUUCAGCAGAAGGAGUUGCAGGCGCAGGUAGCCACAACACACUUGGCCCGGGCCCAAGCACAGUUGCAAGCCGAGAGGCAGGCAUUCCUUGCAGAGAAACAAAUUGUGCUGAAGCAGGUGUGCGACUCUCAGAGGCAGCAGGAGGAGCUGGCGGCGCGGGAGUCACACCUGCGGGAGGAGCUGUCGUCUCACGCCAGCAAGUACGAGGAGUUCCAGGGGGCACUGGUGCAGAGCAAUCAGCUGUUUCGCACUUUCAAGCAAGACAUGGAGAAGAUGUCCAAGAAGAUUAAGAAGCUGGAGAAGGAAACGGCACAGUGGAAGUCGCGCUGGGAAGCCAGCAAUAAGGCCCUUGCAGACAUCACAGCAGAAAAACACGGCAGAGACAAGGAACUGGUGGCUGCCCAACAGCGGGUCAUCACAUUGGAGAAGCUGUGCCGUGCACUACAGCUAGAAAGAAAUGAGCUCAGCAUGAAGGUCAAGGCACUUGGAGUCGACACUGCCACAGAAGACUCUGGCACUGCAGCGGCUGUGAACGAGUCAACAGAAGGCUAACACAUUUAGUCGGGAAGCAUAGAAGUACAAAGCUGACACAGGCCUUAUCUUCCAUCUUAUACGAUUUUUCAUUGAUUCUAGCUGUCAUGCAAAAGAAAGACAUGAAGCGCUGCAGUCAGGGAUCGAGCACACAAAACGUGGCAGCGUACUUUCGGCCACACACACUAUUUAAGUAUCGCACACUCAAACGAUUAGUAAAUGCACAAGGAUUUCUGGAAAAGAAAUUAAAUGUGUGCCUGUGAUACAGGUGUUUAGAAGAAACA
Rhipicephalus sanguineus (brown dog tick) is the source of this 2510-nucleotide messenger RNA. RefSeq names its product alpha-taxilin. NCBI's taxonomy places the organism in Eukaryota, Metazoa, Arthropoda, Arachnida, Ixodida, Ixodidae. Gene Ontology annotation, molecular function: syntaxin binding. The transcript is spliced from 12 exons. Bases 346 to 2247 code for a protein of 633 amino acids. The record is from RefSeq and is a predicted model, not a curated record.